AAAAGCGGGUUAUUUAUCCUGACCAAUAGGAUUCGGGAUUUCUAAGUACAUAUCCUGAAGGUCAAUUGAUAUUCUGCUACAUUUUCUACUGUUUUUUGACGUAAAACUGUGGUUUCACAAGCACUGACCGUCGUGUAAACUAAAGAGAACUAGAUGUGAAGGACGGGUUUAUCCAGUGCAUAUAAUAAGCUAAGGGCCUGAUCCUAAGUAGGCUUUGAUAUUAACUUUUAUAAAAUGAGCGGUAGUGGGACUGGAGGUGGUGGGGGUGGUGGCAGUAGUGGUGGAGGUUCUGGUCGUGCACACUUUCGUAGUCAGUUAGGCUGUUGUAUAUGUGGAACAAAGUCAUCAUCCUCUCGUUUUACCUCUAGUCAACGAUACGCUGAGCAUUUUGGUGCAUGUUUUGGUCCACAGGGGACUACACGUUCAGGAGAUUUAUGCAAUGCAUGCGUUCUUUGUGUUAAACGUUGGCUUCAACGGGGUAGACAACCGAACUUCUUUGUACAGGUUCUUGACAGUAAGAAAGGUCCUGGACCGAAACAUAUGAAAGAGAUUACUAAACGAGCUCGUCGUCGGGAAGCCAAACAACAAGCGGCUGCUGCUAUCGCUUCAUCUGUAAGUAAAGAGCAGAAAUCUGUAAAAUCUGCUUCGAUUACUACCACUACCCAUACUCCUACUACACGUUCGUCUUGUGGAAAUGGUCAUCAUUGUUUCAAUAGCAGUUCCGGCUCACGUGGCAAUCUUCAUUACACACAAACAAAUCCAAAACCGGAGCAUUAUUCGCAUACAUCACCUAGUUGUGUUCGUGUUCAGUCGAAUAUGUUUUCCCAGCAAUCUUAUAUGGGAGGUACGACACGAUCAAGUGCACAACACUCUCAGGCAUUAUCAAAUGGAUUAAGGUGUUCUUCGCAUAACAAUAGCAACAAUAAUCGUAAUAGUAAUUCCCACUGUUAUAAUCGAUCAUUAAAUCAUAAUAAUGAUAAAAAUGACACUUUAGAACAUGUAUGCUGUUGUUGUACAAUUUUGGAUAAGAAAGAAUAUUUAUCGACAUUAUCUCAUCCACAAGGUGCUACACGAACUCGUGCAGCUGCUGCUAGGCAAUUAGAAGCAGCCAGUGCUGCUGCCGCUUUUGCUCGAAAUACUGCCGGUGUCUUAUCUACUUCAUUACCAUCGUGUAAUAGUCAUCAUCGUCAUAGUAGUAGUAACUUGGUGCUUCAUUCAGAAAACAUAAAAAUGACUACAUCAUCAGAUUCCAGUGAAAGUGAUCCUAAUAAUAGUUAUGAUAUUAACCAACAAACAUGUUGUUCCGAAACUGCAACAUCAGCUUCAAGUUGUUCUAGUUGUUGCGCCUGUGGUGGAGGUGGCCUAAGUUGCUGCAGUGGAAGCACAAGCGGGUUCGGGUCGAAUUCUUCAGACCUGUCACUUACCAGUAGUGUUAAUUAUCCCGGAAUGAAAUCUAAUACAUACCACAAUAAAAAACAACACAAUUAUUCAAACUGUACAUGUCAUGAUAAUAAAACUGUUGAAAUAAGUAAUUGUUCAAUAGAUUACAAUUGUUCCACUCAACGAUCCUACUGUCAUCAUCAAUCUCGACGUGCUAAUGAAUUUAGAUAUCCUCAAUUACCACAAACUGGCCAAAUCAAUAUAAAUAGUAAUGGCACAUGCGGUAACAAUAAUAGUAACGAAGAUGAAAAGGGUGCAUCUAUAUUUAUAAAUGGUAAUGCUGGAAAUUUUCAGAACUCUAAUGAUACUCAACAAACAUCUUAUGUUGCAUCGGGACAAAAUGAUUCGAUUGCAAAUACCAAUGUAGCCACAACAUCAUUAACAACAACAACCAUUCCUACCCGACGUUAUAACCGUAGAGUUGUCCUACCUCCAGUAAGAAUGACCCAUAACCCCGAAGUGGAUUCUUUAUUACGUGAAAUCAUGGAAAGAAAUAGUCAGGCUGUAAACUUCGAUUCUCGUGAAAUGCAUAUGGCUGUUCAACAAGAAUUACGACUUCGUAAUCGUACCAUUCAUACUGCUGCUUCAGUUUCUGGUGGGUCCAUUUCUUCAAUUAGUUCGGCUGACGGCUCUAUAGAAGCCAAUGCCGGGUCCAGUAGUCAAACAUCAACUAAUGGUGUGAAAUGCAACCAUCAUCAUAGUUCUCCGAAUCAUGAACAUUUGGCUAAGCGUCAUUGUUCACAUCAUUGUUAUUUCAGUUGCGAAUAAAAUGAAGAAAAAAGAAGAUAUUUUGUUUUCUCAUAUCUGCUUGGUCUUUAAUGUACACCACUAUCGUACAGCGUUAUCAUCUCUGUUAUUAGCACAAGUAUCAGUCUUAACAUACAUAUAUAUAAUACUCGUGUACAGGUUUGAACUGUGUACUGAGCAAUGAAUUGGCUGUUAAAGUUCAUCUGUGUGUUGUAGAAAUUUCAUUUUCAAUAUUUUUGUUUUUAAUAUUUCCUUUUUAAAUUAUUAUUUCGACUCUUGAUGACAUACUUUAAUUCUUAUUGCUUUAGAAAAUAUUCCUUAUUCUUCGUCAUUUGUAUUUCUAUUUUAUUAAGUGUUCCUCUAUUUUGCCAGUGAUGCAUAUUAAAACGAAAGCAAAGGGAGUAACGGUGAUGGCGGGCUUUAGAGACGGAAGGGAAGGGAGAAAUAUGAGGAAUACAAAUCACCGUCUAAAUAGAAUGUACAAUCAACUUGCCUACAAUCUAGAGUACGGGAAAAACAUUGAGCUUUUUAUGCAUAUAUUUUUGGCGGAUAUUGUUUUUGUUACAUAUAACUUAUACACUUUCCCACCAUAUGUAAAAAAAAAAAAUAAGAGUUAUUUAUCAGUGACUGUUUGUCUAUGUGUUUAUCUUUUCCACUUACACUUCGUCUGGCUGCUAACAUUACAAUAAUAUACAUUUAUUCAUAUGUUGUUUACAUUAAUGUUAUCUUUCUUUUUGUCGGAAUAAAUAAUGUCUUCUCUCGUUGUAUAUGUCAAUAUAUAAUGUUUUAUUGUUUGUGGACAGUUUGUUUUCGUUCUUUCAAUGAUCGAUCUUUUUUUUCUUUUUUUUUUACAAAACAAAUUAGUAGCAUCACACAAAUAUCUCAACUUGUUAUAUUUUCUGUUCUCGUUACUUACGUUCUUUUCUUUGUUUGUCUAUCUUCUUUAAACUGCUAUGAUGUGUACACCUAUAUGCACGCACAUCUGGGACAUCUCUAGAGAUUUGCAUUAAUCUCAUGUUACAUUAUUUUUUUAGUUUGUCUUUUUUUCCCGAUACUCUUCUUUCUGUCAGUUAUCCUCACUUUGACUAUUAUUAUUAUUAUUACCAAUAAUAAUAGUAGUAGUAGUAGCAGUAGUGGUGACUGUUGGUGUCCUAUUACACUUUUGCUAUUUUUAAGUGUAAAAUAUAAUCAGCAAAUUGUUAUUUUUGAAAUCAUGUAAAAAAGGAUUAAUAGUCAAGCAUUGAGUAUUCUUUUCCUUUUUGUUGUCAUUACGUUGGCUUUUUCUCCCGUAUUUUACAGUUCCCAUUUACCUACUUUGUUCUGUUUUAGGUGUAACUAGUUGUUUCCCUUGUGUGUUUAUCUAUAUCUCUUGUUUACUUCUGUUAUUUCCUGGAAUUUCCGUCUUGCUUUCUCUUAGACCAUCUAUCUUAAACUCUUCUGAAAGGAAGAAAUGUUCAAAAAACCUGAUAAUAGCUACGAUUGUAUGAAUAUACACCUUAUCUAUGCUAUUAAUUUGUUCUCAAAUUCAUUUGAUUGAUUGCGAUCGUUAACCUAUUUAUUAUCUAACGAUAAGGAUAAAAUUUCUAUACACAUGUUAAUGCUCACUAACUAUUCAGUCUCUAUGAUGGUUAAUUUACCAUGAUUAAAAGAAUACCAGUAGGCUAAUAAUCAUGAAAUCAAUACUGAUUAGUCCCAAUGUGAGAAUAAUUAUUUAUCAGUGAUUGGUCAUUCAUAAAAGCCUUUUUUUAGUUGAGUCAUUUGUAUUCUUAAUACUAAUUUCAAGAUGUUACCAUAUAAUUUUUAUUUAAACAGUCAGUCACAACCAACAUUCGACACUUACAUUAUUGUACAUCGGUUUAAGUUGCUGAAUCACAGCAGCACAGCGAGAUGGAAUUAAAAUGAUGGAUAGCAAACGAGUUUGAAUAUUGGCAAUAUCAAUGAUCAAUAAACGUGCGGAACUAAACUAACCUAGCGAUGUCACAACUAAGACGAUAGCUCUUCCCAAUUUGCUCAUAUACGACUAGAUAAUUAGACUGUUUAGGUCGUUUACAAACGAUAUAACAGAUAGCCAUGAAGCAAAUCAUAAGCAUAAUAAGGAAUUCAACCUUUAGGGUCAAAAGCGAUAUAUUAAAUAAAAGUGUAAGUGGGAUACCUGACAAUAAAUGAUCUCAAGAGCUCUAUGCAUGCCAGAUCAAGUCCAUUAGUGGAUAGGUUGAUUAUAUACAACGAAAAGCAAUAAUAACUUCAUUCAUAACACCAUGGAAGAAAAACAAAACAGUAUAGAAUUUACAGUCAAUGACAUUUGGAAUAUAUAUAUAUAUAUACACGGUUGUUCUAUUAGUUGGUGUAACCAUAAAAGUCUGGAGAACUGGUAUGAUGGAAAGAAAAGUCAAUUUUCGAUUGAUUUGCUCAUUAUUAGUUUUAUUCAACAUUGAUAUCCGUUCUAAUUCAAUGUAAUGAUUACUCAUCGUAGUAUUCGGUUUUCUUUUCUCGUAUGAUAUUUUAUUCUGUAUAAUAUGCGACAUAUUCUUGUAUUCCAUUGAAAUGAACUAUGCUCAGUCUGUGAUUUAUUAUUUUUCAUAUAUGUGAUUUCAUCCUAAUUAUUAAUCGAAAUGGGUGUACAAUCAAUAUAUAAAUGAGUGUAUUUUCUACUAGAGUUGUCGUCGUGUUUUGGGGUUAUUAAAUUUUCAUUUAUACCAG
Molecule: messenger RNA, 4887 nt
Organism: Schistosoma intercalatum
Lineage: Eukaryota; Metazoa; Platyhelminthes; Trematoda; Strigeidida; Schistosomatidae
Source: the annotation of a GenBank genome assembly